GCACCUCUCUCGUCCUCACCAUUGUCUACUCAACUGCAAAGCUCACACAGUUUAUUCAGUUACCGGCGCCAAACUGAUCCAGUUUCCUUCACCAACAUCCAGACCCAGCUCAAUGGCUUCUUCUUCCGUGCUGCCAAUUGGAGGAGGCGUGGGCGCCGCCGUGCUCACCGGCGGCACAGCUGCCGGCAAGGCUCUUGCUCCCAGGCCGUGCUUCCUCGCCGCUCGCCCAAACGCCGUCAACGGAGGCCGCCUCCGCGUGCAAACCCCUCCCAGAUCGUCUCCGGCGUACAAGAACGCCGCGAACGCCACCGACGACGCCAUCCAGAACGUCAAGGGGGUGGCCGGGAAGGCGGCGGACAAGGCCUCGGACGCGAAGAACAGCGCGGCGGAGACAGCGGGGAAAGCCUCUGGGAAGGCGCAGAAUAUGUCCGAGGGCGCCGCGGGCAGCGCGGGCGAUGCUAAGGACAGGGCGGUGGAGGGUGCCAAGAGCGCCGGCGAGAGCAUGACGGAAACGGCCAAGGGUGGCGCGAGCAAGGUGGCCGAGACGGCGCAUGACCUCGGCGGGAAGGCGAAGCAGACGUCAGAGGAAGCGUGGGACGCGACCAAGGACGCCGCGCAGUGCAUCACGGACAAGGUCGCCGCCGCGGCUAAGGAUCUGAGCUGAAAAUUUGCUAAAAUUUCACAGUUCUGUCAGAUCAUAGGAGCUCUGUAAUAUAA
This is a messenger RNA of Lolium perenne, 717 nucleotides long. RefSeq lists its product as uncharacterized. The record is from RefSeq and is a predicted model, not a curated record. Lineage: Eukaryota; Viridiplantae; Streptophyta; Magnoliopsida; Poales; Poaceae.